CGCCUCCCCCGCGCCAGCCGCGUCCCAGCGCCGGAGCCGCACGGCCCAGCAGCGAGCGCCCAGCCCGGCCCCGCCAGCCGCCCCCCAUGGAGGAGCAGCCCCACCACCACCACCACCACCAUUACUACUACUACGGCCACCACCACCACCACCCGCAGAGCGCUUACCUGCCGCCGCCCGACGGCCGAGCCCAGCCCAAGCCGCCGCUCCGGCACGAGCACAAGCACGGGGGGCCGCAGCACCAGGAGACGCCGAAACGGAGAACAGGCUACGGAGAGCUAAAUGGUAACGCAGGAGAAAGAGAAGUGUCAUUAAAGGGCCUGUGCUCUGAUGAAGCCACCACCCCAGGAUCCAGGGUUCCCAAUGGUGGCCAGCAGCUUGUAGACACUAAUGUGACCCCAAAGCAGACUGUGAAGGCUGGUGCUUUGGGGAAAGCUGGAAUCAAACCCAAGAACUUCAUUCAGAAGAAUAGCAUGGACAAAAAGAAUGAGAAGCCCUAUGAAAAUAAACUCAGAGAAAGCCAGUCCUCAGACAAGCCAGAGGGAGUGUCUGUCCCAAACGGUGUGGUAACCAAUAAUUCGAGUUAUAUCACCAAUGGCUACGUAGGCAAAGGGGCUGACAACGAUGGCAGUGGCUCUGAGAGUGGAUAUACUACACCUAAAAAAAGGAAAGGCAGGCGCAACAGUGCCAAAGGUUGUGAGAACUUGAAUCUAGUACAGGACAAAAUAAUGCAACAGGAGGUCAGUGCACCAACCUUAAAACAGGAACUUGAGAGUUUCAAGCCUGAUUAUAGUGAACAAAAGGGGAACCGAAUUGAAAAUACUAAGCCUGUUUGGAAAUAUGAGGCUGGGGCUGGUGGAGCAGCCCGGGGAAAGCCUGGGAUUGGGGAUGUACAGCGAAAAAACUCUGAUGCCAAACCUGGAAUUAGCAGCAAGAAGUUUGACGACCGGCCCAAAGGGAAGCACGCGUCGUCAGCUACAUCUAAAGAGGACUCGUGGACCUUAUUUAAACCACCCCCAGUUUUCCCAGUGGAUAACAGCAGUGCUAAAAUUGUUCCCAAAAUAAGUUACGCAAGCAAAGUUAAAGAAAACCUCAACAAAGCAGCUCAAACCCCAUCCACGUCGUCUUCGUCAUCUUCAUCAUCUGCUGGGGAAACUCAGGCCCAAACAUCAAGUCGACUGUCCCAGGUCCCCAUGUCUGCUAUGAAAUCUGUUACUUCUGCUAAUUUCUCGAAUGGGCCAAUUCUGGCAGGGACUGAUGGAAGUGUCUAUUCUCCAGGGACCCAGCCACUGCUCUCAACUGCUGCUAGUACUGUCCCAUCAGCCUCCUCCGAGGCCGGACCCCAGGACACGAGUACAGCUUCAACAGCUCUCGAACAAAAGAAAUCCAGCCUUUUUAUCUACCCUUCAAAUAUGCAAACUGUGCUUCUGGGUACAGCGCAAGUCGAUUUCCCAUCACAGACCAAUCAGCAGAAUCUGGGGGAUAUAUUCCAGAAUCAGUGGGGCUUGUCUUUCAUCAACGAGCCCAGUGCUGGGCCUGAAACUGUUGCGGGGAAAUCGGCAGAUAAUCAGUUAAUGGAAGUGACAUUUCAAGGGGAAUAUCCUGCCGCUUUGGUUUCACAGUGUGCUGAAAUCCUUCCCUCAGGAACUGAACAACCUGUGUUUCCUAAGGCUUAUGAGCUGGAUAAACGGACUAGCCCUCAAAUUCUUAGUGCUAUUCUUAAGCCUGGGACUGCUGUUGAGGGUGGUGUCUUAGCUUUGGAGUCGCAUCACACAGGUGACCUACAAAAGGCAGACACCGGUAGCCAAGGUGCUUUAGUGUUUCUUUCAAAAGACUAUGAAGUAGAGAAUCCUCUGGCCUCUCCCACGAACAAUUUGCUAGCCUCCGCCAAAGAACAGAGGUACCAGAGAGGCCUAGAAAGGAAAGAUAGCUGGGGUUCUUUUGACCUGAGGGCUGCUAUUAUAUAUCACACUAAAGAAAUGGAAUCUGUUUUGAAUUUGCAGAAGCAAGAUCCCAAAAGGAUAAUCAUUUACGAUGAAGCCAUGGAUCGCCCGGAUCAAUGAAGGUAGCAAGACAAGACUGCCUGUUAUAACCUUUCUGCAGCAUUUGUGCUGUUCGUGGGGGACAAAAGGCUUUUAUGCUCCUUCUAAAUCUUCAGUGCAGCAGAGGAACCAUAACUAGAAUCACAGGAUAAUAUAUACAAAUAUAUAUAUAGUUAUUUAAAAAUGGCAACUGAAAGUAAUUAGACUCUUAAGGAAUCUGAAAAUUUAUUUCAACGAGACUACACACGUGAUUAUUUAAUCUCCGGUACUGAAUAGAUUUUUUUUUUCCGUUUUGUUUUGUUUUUGUUGUUUCAAGAGUGAAUGCAAGUGAUUAACAAACAGACUCGAUUUACCAGCCCGGUUCUAAAGUUCCUGCUGUCGUCUGCGUGGGCAACAGCAACUCACUGGAGAGGCAUUUCCAUUUGACAAGGUUUCUGUUUCUUGUUCUGUGACUGUAGUGACACACUAAUCACAGGGAUAUCAGGAUGAUUCACCAUCCUUCAUCUCCCCUUUCCCUUCCACUUCCCCUGUUUCUCAUUUUUUGUGUUUUUUUUGGUUUGUUUUAUUUUCCUGUUUUGUUUUCCAUGGAAUGCUGGAGAAACACCUUGGAAGUUUGCAGAGCUCCUUUGUUUUUUUCCAGAGAAUUUUAAUCCGCAUGUUUUGCCAGGAGUAAAGCAGCCAAUCCUGUGUUGGGAAUGUUGUCUUAAAGCAUCAUUCUUCUGGGGGAAAGAUGGGAAAACUGCAGUUCUAGGAUGCAUGGUGAAGUCACACAGUUGACCUGGCUCCGGUUACACAUUGGACUAUUGAAACUGAGGAGUUCUUUCAUUUUUAAAAGACAACAUGCAAAAAGAAGCAAUCUCUAUUUAGGCAUUUAAUAUGAAAAAACAACAACAACAAAAAACCCCACUGUUCCCACAUUAAUGCCAUUGUAUUACUGGGAGCAAAAAAAAAAAAAAGGGUUAUCUUCUGCUUUCAGCUGUAGGUGCUUCAUAUCUGCUCUGUCUCCUAACACUAAAUGUGCUGGAUUUUUUUCCCAUUUUCAUUGGAAAAACUGAAGAGGAAGUGAGUUCUGCUAGCUUUCACCUUUCCUGAAUUGUUUGGGUUUUUUUAUUUAAAAAAAAAUAUCAAAAGGAAAAAAAAAGGAAAAAAAUUUUAAAAAGGAAAAAAAAAGAAAAGAAAAAUGGGAAUUUGAAUCCUUUUCCAUUUGUCCAUAGAAUGCCAGUGGCUGGGCUUCCUGCACCUGCCCAUUGGAGAUGCUCUUUUAUAUUUUAAUGCAGUCUGUGUAUUUCUGGGCUCUGCUUCUAAUUAUCUCUUAAUAAAAAUAUAUUUUAUUACGAAAACGGAGGACUUAGGGAUGGAAAGAAUAAUUUAAAAAAUUUUAAAAAAAAUUAAAAAAAUUUAAAAUUAAAAAAAAAAAGAUGAAAAAAUAUCCCAAGGACAGGCAAGCUUCCUAGCAGUGGUAGAGAAGGCUGAGCAGACUCAGGCUCCAGCCACCAAACCCGCUCUGUCCCCAUCGCAGCUUGAGUAGCGCAUCCAAAUCAUCCUGGGGUUGGGGAGGUUGUGUUUUAUUUGUGUUGUUUUGGUUUUUUUUUUUCCUGUUUUUUGUUAGAAGGUGGAAAAUUCACAGGGUUCAGUGUAAGAGCAAGCAGUGAAUGAAGCAAAAAUGGGUUUUUCUGACCCAUCCCAAGCUCUACAUGUGCCCAGUGCUCAUCAUGGGUGCCCGUGGCUGAAUAUUGACCGAUAACGUGUCUGGGUGUCGAGAUCAGCAGCAGUUGGUGUCUCCUAAAGUCAGAUGGACCCUAUGGGGCAUUACAGGAAGCAGAUAAGCCCAAAACUUUUACCUACCCCAUGUGCUUAGAUUUACCCACUUUUUGUUUCGUUUUGUUAACUAGGAGUAUGUAGCAUGUGUUUUUUUAAUUGUUUUUAUUCUGUUAAUAAGAUUGUUCCUGAACGAGACGCUUAGGUUCAUGGUGGGACAAUGAAACUGAAUUCUGUACCUUUUGUAAGAUUGCUAGCUUUCUGCCAUGCUUCGUUUUAAAAGUUUGACUAUGGAUUGCCUAUUCCAUUUUAUGUAUAAAGUACUAUAUAGUAUAAUACUGUGGUGUAAUACUAUAUAGUAACCAUAUAUUGUAUCAGUCCAGGUUCAGAAAUGUGUGGUUGGCCAGUUGCAAAUAGUUCUGUUUCACCUCUAAACUGUACCACCACCUUUACAGGUGUGUCUAUAACUUUAAGAUGUAUAACAUGUUUACAGAUGUGCCCGACAUCUAGUCCUCUGACGUUCCUAUUUUUGAUUCUGUUGAGUCUCCCAACUGCUUGCCAAAAGUUGGAAUCGCCCCUGGCUCUGCUGCAGAAUUGCUGGGGCAUUCCUGAGCUUUAAAGUGUUGAGCAAACUGGAUGGUGGGACUGGGAAGAUUAAAGUAGAAGAAAUGUUCUUUUUUUUUUUUUUUUAAUUAUUAUUUGCAAAAAGUUGAAGGCUAAUAGCAAAGUUUCCAGUUUGUUCUACUGGCUUUAAGGCUCUGCUGUGUAUUUAUUUGCCUUGUGUAGUCACUUGUCGCCUUAAGGGCUGGGUUCCAUUAAAAAGAAAAGAAAAAAAAAGACAAAAAAAAAAAAAAGACAAAAACAAACCCUGUUUUGCUUCCCUGGGGUCUGUGCUGUCCUGGCACCUCUGGCUCCAGACCUGCUCUUGGGGCUGGCACGAUGCAGAAGCUGAACAGCAAUAACCCGUGCUGAAUCUGACCCCACGUGUUUAGGAAGGUCUGAGUCUUGCUGAGUGUCUGGGGGAUGCUCAUCUUGGCCUGGUCCAGUCUAGCUUCUAAAUAGCAAAAGAAGAGCUGAAAAAAACAUGGUCCAAGUGGUGGAUUGGGAUGGUUUUUACCCCGGCGUUAAUCCCUGCUGCUCUGCCUCGCUGUGCCGGGCCCCUCGCCCAUGGUGCCCACCCAGAAACACCCUCCUCAGCCUCUCUGCUGUAUUUCUUCUCUCUUCACAUCUGUCUGUCUCUAUCAGCUCCUUGGUGUGUGCUCAGCACUAAGCGGUUAGGAAGUCCUCUCUCCCAGCUCCUGUAGCUCCAGGUUGCUGGCACAGGCAGUAUUUCUGGGAUGGAAUGUUUCCUAGAGCCAGGCAGGACCGUGGAAGAAACUUCCUUGUGCUGUUGUAUAACUCACCCUGUUGCUAUCUGCAGUCCUCCCAAAGUCCUCACACAAUUCUUUACUGAGCACUUAUUAAAAAUAUCUUAAGAUUUAAUCUGUUUUCUGAUUAUUUUUGUGUAAACUUAUUAAAAAAAAAAAAAAAGAAAAAAACCCACACCCUGAAAUUGAGCUGUGACUAAUUUAGCACGUUUAAAUAAUGCUGAGGUGUUACUGAUAAGUCUCACGUUUUGUUUUUUUGUUUUGUUUGACUCGGAGUAUUAGUACUGUAGCAUAAACCAAAUACAGCCCAGGCAGGGAGGAACAGCCUCCUCUCCUGGGUCUGCCCCCGAGGUGUCCGUGCUGGAGGAGCUGGCGGCGCGGGGGUGAGCGUGUGUUUCUUUGUGCCAUUGUUUUCAUUACACUGAGUAAAAGUAAGUUGUGAAAGAAAAACCCUUAAAUACGUGUAGUAUGGGAAAGUGGCAUCAAGGAUGAGGUUGUGACCUAUUUUUUUUUUAUUAGUUAUGAAGAUAAUAAUUCAGGUUAAGGCUUCUCUUCCAUUACUGUUCCUGUGGUGGGUGGGAUGAGUCCCUUUCCUCCAGAGUUCCCUUGCCAGGGUGUCUGUUUAUUGGAGUAAGGAUUCCUGCAUGGAUGGGGGCUGUCUCCUUCUCUGAUCUUUUCUCCACCGCUCCUUCUUUGCCUGCAGGUCCUCUUGGGUGUCUCUUGUACAGGGUCUGGUGCAGCAUGGUCUGGAGUGUUGUACGGCCAGCCAGGUCCAGCACGGGGUCUGCUUUCUCCUUGAUGGAUCAGGGAGUGGUUUUUCACUCCCAAGAGAUUAUGUAAAAGCUUCUCUGGGCUCCCGUCUCUGGUGACAGUGGUUUGGGGACCUUCAGCCUCUCUGCUCCCUCCCCCUUUGCCUGUCCAGUGGAUUGGCAAUGUGAUGGCUUUCAAGGUUUGGUUGGAGUUUGGUUUAAACCCACUUUGGUUGUCCAUGAAACCCAUUUUCAUCAUUAGAAAUCUGUUUCUUUGACAACGUGGCUAUAGCUUCAGGGCAUGGUUUCUGUUGCUAACCCACUUCAAACCAUUGCCCUUUCUGAACUGUAAAUCCCACUGUUUGCCUUUUGUAGCUGCUGUGAACUUUGAAAUGUGGAAAAAAAACAAUUCUCGUUAGGCUGCAAGUACCCCAGCUGCUUGGUGCCUGGGAGCAAGUGAUGGGGUGAACUGGCUGGCUAAAUUGAAAGGAAAAUCUCUUCCUGCUAGGAAAAAAAAAAAGACAGAUGAAGUUGUCCUUUCAGUUGUGUGUGUAAUUAGUGCUUUUCACCUUCAAGAGUGUUGCCAUAGCAUGUUGCCAUCCCUUCCAGAAGUGGCCAGUGGGUGACCUCGGGGACAUUUGGGAUCAAUGGCAUUCACAGGCGUCUUUCAGGACUCCUGGUAGUUUUCCUGUGUGUUCAGUUUUUUGCUCUUGAUUCAGCAUUUUCAGUAAAUUACUGUGGUGUCCGAAGCUUUCAGGAGUCCUUAGAAGAUUUUUUCCGUCCGUAGUGAUUUGUUUUCCUUACAGAGGCUGUUUAUAGGGGAGAUGGUCGAGGUCAGGAGGGGAGAGAACAAGGCUACACCUAAUUUAAAGCUGCUACACGAUUUCACACCAGUGCGUAAGGCAGGAGGAGGGCUGGGGCUGGAAGAGCUCUAGUGUGGUGGAGUAGCUGAAGAAGCCGGAGUAAUUCAAGCUUUGGACAUCACAAGAGCAUUUUUCCCAGGCAAAAAAACCCCUAGAGCCAGAAGUUGAGAAGCAGGAACCUGGGCUGGUGCAAAGGAGCGGAAGAUCUCGGUGUGCGCUGCCGGACUCGCUGCCUUCCAGAGGUGACAGAGCUUUAGACAUUUGCACAAUACCUGUCACACCAUGGGGUAAGGCUGGCUUCCUUGGAUCCUGCUCGAGGUCCUCCAAAGUGGCAUCACUCAGCAGCAUGACCCCGGAACAGCAGACGUCUGGGAGGUGCAGAGAGCUCUGUGAUGGCCUCAUGUUGGGGGCACAAGACCCCUGAGGUGCUGCUGGGGAUGUUGGGCUGCUCUGCCCUGGGACAGGAGCAAAAGUCCUACCUGUGCUCUCACCAGGGGUUGCUGAGCUGUAUUUCUCUUGACUGUUAACCAGAAAGCUUAUUGUAACGUGUCCAGAGCUCUAAAGCCAUUUUGUAAGAUAGCAGUAUCCCUUUUCUACAGCCUUAUUAAUGAGUAGACUAUCUUUAAAAAGAAGAAAAAAAACAAACAACAAACCAGUUAAUUUCUUUCUGUGGUAUGAAACUUGUGUACUGCAAACAUAUGAACGUUUAGCAAAAACAGGACUUAGUUUUCUUAAAAAAACAAAACAAAAUUAAAAAAAAAAAAACAACACCAAACCUGUCUGCUUUCCAUACAGUCUUUCCUCAGGUGCUAAAUAAGGGUUCCAAAAAUGGAUACUGCUUUAGGAGUUUCUGCUUUAUUCUUAAAAUCCAUAUUUUUUUGCUUAGGUGUUGUAAAGAUAUUUUAACAAGAAUGUUUUUUUUAAAUGUAAAUAAGAUGGUGUCUUUAAUUUUUGUUUUAUCUCCUUUUUGUCUGUAUUGGAAUAGUCUCAUUUUAUCCUUUUGAGAAGGACCCUCUUGUGACCUUCUUUGAAGACAUUUCAUUAAGUGUUGCUGCAUUUUAAGAAUGAAUCUACAACUGUUCAUUGUCUUGGAUUAAUGCUGCUGCUGCUAUAAGUAACCCUGAAAAAUCAAGAAUGUGUGAUGCACUUUCUGUUGUGUUUUUUUUUUUUUUUUUUGGUUUGGUUUUUUUUUACAUGACCAUAUAGUUCCUCUGCAGAUAAGUUGAACCCUCCUGGAACAGCCACUAACUCUGCAGGGAGUGUAGGAACUGGGGGACCUGGGGUGUAGGAGAGGGGGGUACCUGAUUUUGGUGCUGACCUAAAGGAAUUUCUAUGCAAACACAAGCAAAGGAGAACUCUUUAACUUGAGAGAACACUGUGCAUUUUAUUUUUUUUUUAUAAAUUUUAUUUCAUUUUAUUUGUUUUCUCUCCUUCCUUUUCUCAAGCUGCUAUUGGAAGGGUAGUGCAAAUCCCUGAGGUUUUCAGCUUCUCCUUCCUCCAGGGCUGGUGGUGCAGGAAAGAUGCCUGAGUAACUUGUGAGGUAGAAGAAUCUCAAUCAACUGUUGUCUCGUUUCCGACUUUGAUAUUAUUGUUUUCUGUUUGAAUCUGUCUUUUGGAAGGAAAUUGCUCAUCUCUGUAAAAAGGUCAUUUUAAUGCUUUAUCUCAAUGUGAAGUGAACCAGCAGUAUUAGGGAUUGCCCAUGUCCCCUGUGCUGGGGAGCAGCAGACUCCUUCAGCUGCUGGGAAGUGACCAGUGCCCAGAGUUGGAUAUUUUCUGAGGAAAAAGUGAUGCCAGCUGAAACCUGAUGGCUGAGGUGUGCAAGCCCAGGGCUUAGGGAGGUUUUGCUGUGUUGAGGUGGUGCUGUGGGGCACGGGCAGGUCCAGAACCUCUUGUCUUCAUGGGUCACACCUGGAGCAUCACGGCGGGAUCCAUUCUGUGAGGGAGGAGUUCACUGGAAAGGAACAAAGGGAACUUACUUGACUAUUUAUAGGAGAUCAUUUAGGAAAAUAAAGUACCUCUAAAGUGAGGGAAGAGUAAGGAAGGUCUAAUGUCAUGUAGGAAAACUCGGGGAUUUCAGCUGCCUGGAAAAUAGUAUAGAAACACAUAGGCUAGAACUCUGCCUGUUUACUUAGUUUGUAUUUUUUUUUUUUUUGCCAGCAUUUGCUCUUUUACACACACACACGUGUGUGUGUACAUCUGACUAAAUGUGCCUUGCGUGUGUGCUUAGUCUUGCUGAAGAGAGUUUGUGGUGGUGUGUGAGCUGCUGGGCCAGCAGCAUGAUGGCCGUGCCCCAUCUACAGCCCAGGGCUCGGCACUGUCCCCAGGACCCAUCGGAUCAGAACAAGACUUGGACUGGAGCCUGCCCAGUGGCUGUCUUACAGUUUGGGGACAACAUCCUGUGGGGUGGCACCUUUCCUUUCCUAACACAAGCUGUUUUCUGUGAUUUUUGGAGGGGAGCAGGGAGGAAAGAGAAGCUGCUUUGCUGAUCUCCUGCAGGCAGAAAUGGGCAUUGCUGGGUUUUGCCUGCAAAGCCAAAACAAGGGAAGGUCUGGAACUGCUCUGGAGUUAGAGCUUUCUGCAGUGCCAGGGACCCCCUUACCCAGGGAGUUUAUUCCCCUUCUGGCUUGUGGUUCUUGUUACUGUGGGGUUUUUUUCAUUUAUGUUUGUAAAGGAGAAGUAAACAUGCCUUGCUUCAAGUUAAUGGAAUAGAAAUGCUUGUGUUUCCAGUCAGUGACUCAGAAUACAAAGCUGUGCAAUUCUUGUUUCUUCAUCUCUCUCCCGACUCACCCUAAUGUGUGAUUUCUGUCCAAGUCUUUUCCAUACUUCUGCCACUGUAAAUGUGAAAGCUUGCUUGCAUUAUUUUUUAGAAAUGCAUUUUGCACACUCGGGUUUCACUGAAGCUCCGUGAAAAGGUUAGUUUGAAGCAGAUGAAUAAAGCUAUGCACAUGUUUUGAAAGUUUAAUUUUUGUCUCGUUACCAGAAGUGACUUAUCUGCCCUCUUUUGCAUUCCUGUGCUGUCAUUGCCUGCAUUAUCUUCACCAUCUCAGAGGGUAUGAUGUGACAGUUCUUUGCUGACAGCUGUAGCAGAAAACUGGCGCUUCUUGAUUAUUUUUUUUAGUAGCCUUUCUCUCCUUUGCUUUCUCUGUAUCUCUCUGUAUAGCUAUAUAAAUAUAUAUAUUAUUUUUUUAUUUUAAAGAGCCUACUUUAGUAAUUGAAUGGGAGGGAGCGGGGUGUGCUGGCUUGUGUUUCAGAUCCACUUUGUGCUGUGGGAUGAACGAGUGCCCUUUUUCCCCUGGUGGGGAGCACAGUGUUGGCACCUGCUGGGUGCACGCGCAGCGAUGAGGACAGGGAACAGCUUUGGGGAGGGGACGGAGGUCAGUCUGCUGGGUUGCAGGCUGGUGACCUGGGCAGACUUGAGGCUUCUGAUGGCAAAAAUUAAUCUUAAGGCAAACCUUCCUGUUGAGUAUUCCCACUGUGAGGCAGGAGGGACAGGCUUCCUUACUGUCCCCACUGUGGGGGCUGUCAUUCAUGGCCCACCAGUCUCCAGGCAAGAGCUUUAUUUUGGUUUUAUUUUCAUGAGUUUGGUGCAUGAGGUUACAGGUACCACCUUUGGAAAUGUGUUGCUUAGCCCAGAACCUUUGUGCAGGAGAGCUGGGAUUUUGAGAUGGGAGAAGGGCCCUGACACCUUCCUCUUCCUGUUCCCUUCGCCAUGGCAGAAAUUUGUACUAACUUGACAGCUUUUUUUCAUACAGAACAGGGCUGCUUUUCUAUCUACCAUCACACGUGUACUUACACACCUUCAGUGGCUUGCGAGCCUCUGAGGGUCCUCGACUUGUUUACUGGGGGGAUGGAUGCCCCUCUCUCCCCCUCCCCUGAAUAUUUCAGUGUUAAGGGCGGUGCAAAACACAACCGCACGCUUCAGCUGCGAGCUGGGGCUGGAGAAAACCCUCCACCCCCUGUCGAUAAGUUCUCAUUUUGUUCAGUUUCCUGGCGUGUGUUAAAACCACGGCGAGGGGUUGUGCUCUGCCUGCUCAGGAGCUGAAUUACCUCUGACCUGCAGAGAGGGGCAGCCCCUCUUUGUUGUCCAUGUUGUCGUGUGCGACCACAGGGAUGGGUAAAGGUAGUUUUGGUUUUCUUCUCCCCUCCCUGUUAUUUCCAAUUAGUUUAAUGCACUCUGUGUGCCCAGCUGGAAAAGCAUAGGCAUUUUCCUGGUUGUGAGAGGCUGGUUAGAGGAGUUAGUGUAAUACCUGCUGUAGCUGUGUCUGGCACAGCCCCCUGCACUGGUAUGGGUGCUGUCAUGGGCUGUAAGGAUAGGUAAUGUCCGUGAGCUGUAAUGGCAUGAUGUAUCUUUACCAAUGAUGUCAUACUUCACACUAAAUGUUUUAAAAAAAAAAUAAUAAAAGAAGUUACCUGAAAUUUUGUUUAUUCUGCACCAACAGGUCUUCAAAACUUUAUCCAAAUUUUAUUAUUUUAUCAGGAAAAAAAAAAUAAAUUUGUGUAGAUCAAAUACAUUAAGACAGACAAUAAGUGAUGUAAAUUGUUGAAUAAAAAUUUUAAAGUU
Apus apus (common swift) is the source of this 11340-nucleotide messenger RNA. It is a transcript of the gene NUFIP2, whose product is annotated as nuclear FMR1 interacting protein 2. Bases 87 to 2063 code for a protein of 658 amino acids. The record is from RefSeq and is a predicted model, not a curated record. The transcript has 4 exons. Gene Ontology annotation, molecular function: RNA binding. NCBI's taxonomy places the organism in Eukaryota, Metazoa, Chordata, Aves, Apodiformes, Apodidae. Gene Ontology annotation, cellular component: nucleoplasm; cytoplasmic stress granule.